This is a messenger RNA of Zychaea mexicana, 1384 nucleotides long. RefSeq lists its product as uncharacterized. The transcript has 2 exons. Lineage: Eukaryota; Fungi; Mucoromycota; Mucoromycetes; Mucorales; Lichtheimiaceae. The record is from RefSeq and is a predicted model, not a curated record. The coding region runs from base 109 to 1293 and encodes 394 amino acids.
CUUCUGUCCAAGCUCUUACCACCACUGCAACAAUCAAAACACAAUAACCAUCAUCACUGUUUUAAUCCACCAUCUCCACCGCCAUCAACAACAACAACAACACCUUCUAUGAUGCCUCCCCCAGCGCCGCAUCCACGCUAUGCCACUGUGCCCAUGACCAAGGGAAGUCAACAAGCUCACGAACACAAUAACAACGAGGAUACUUUCUCAAAACCAUUCACGGGCUCGGAUCAUAUACAGCCUUCGACUACAACGUCUUCGGCUACGUCAGCACGUUCUUCUAUCUUUUUUCAGCCAUCUCCACCAGUUCCUAAAUCUACGCAUAGAUCGACGUCAAGAGGGCCACAGCAAAAAACGCGUGCAGAUCCGUAUAAUCAGCAUUAUCAUAAUCGGAGCAGCAAUAGUGAUAGCAAUGAGCAACAACAGAAGCAACUACAACUAUCGCCACCACUACUGCCAGAAUCCCAAUACGCAACUAGUACUGCUAAUCCUACAGCACAAAGUAAAAGAAAUGAUGGCUUUGCCAACAUGAACAACAGCAGCAAUGAUGGAAACAACAAGAAGCAGCAGCAGCAUCCACCUACGUAUGCACCGCUCCUUUUCUCAUCUACGAACGCCAUGCCUCAACACGGUCGAUAUGAUGGACUCUUUGCUACGACAACCGAUGACUGCAAUGAGGAGGAUGUCCCCGAUAGCCCACUUUUGGCACAGGGUAAACGUGCUAUCUUGGCCACUGCAACUAGCAUGACCACAGUUAACAGCACAGGUCGUCGGUCCGUACAGCAGUCCUUGUCUGCCCCAUCAUCACAGCAGCAACAAGUACGACGACAGUAUGAUGAUAGCCCGUCGGUUCCUCCUUACUAUCACCAUGAACACCACAAGCAUCAGCAACAGCCAAUUUCUGAUAAAGAUGAUGAAAUCGACCAAUUGACACGCGCAUGCAAAGCAAAACUCGCUAAUCAAGAGCAAAAAUAUGAUGAAGCAACCAAUCAGAUCAGAACGCUACAAACAAGUUUGAACUCGCAGCAGUGCACAAUUAAAGAAAAUGAAGGUCGGGUCAACGAUCUGACGCAUUGGAUAGAAACUAUGCUUUCCAGACAACAUCAAUUCGAUCAUAACGUGCACAGCUUGCGUGGUCGAUAUGAAGCAUUCAACUGCGUCAUGGGGGAUCUCGAAAAGCUUGCACGAAGUUGCACGCAAACCAAAAUGACUAAUGCCAAAGCGUUUAAAGACUUUGAACAGCGUUAUUGUAAUCAACGUACGUAUGCGACUACCUUGAACUCCUUCUUAUAGCGCUCCUUCCAUUACAAUGACGACAGUCUCCCUUUUGGCACUUUUAAUGCUUUCCCAUCUUUAGUACGGAACCAAUUGGAUGGCUUGAAGC